UAAAACUAAACUAUGUUCGUAAUAAAAAAAAACAAUAAUUACUUAUUGUUAAUAUAAUUUUUUUUCUUUUAUCUACUCGGACCAAUACUGAUUACAUAUUUGCUAUUUAGUAUAUUAUUUUAUUUUAUUACUAUGUGACCGAUGAUUUCGCAUUAUAACGAUCGAUGUAAUAAUAUUAUUGUUGUUGUGGCUCCCUAUUGCCGUGUAAAUAACUGUGGACUGUGAUCACGACUCAUCAAAACGACGGGCUUCUAACUUAAGUCAUGUCUCGGCUAGCGGAUUAUUUCGUGGUCGUAGGCUAUGACCACGAAAAAGAACGUAGCGGGACCAGUAAAGGUAUGAUUAUCCAGAGAUUUCCAGAAAAAGACUGGAAUGACACUCCUUUUAUUGACGGAAUUGAAUGGUUUUGUCAACCUCAAGGGUGGUCUUUGUCAUCGGAACGACAAGAACCUAGGUUUUUUGUGUUUGUUCUUACUGAUGUAGAGGCUGAAAGACAUUAUUGUGCUUGUUUAUGCUUUAAUGAAACAGURUCAAUUACACCUAGUAAACCUGUUGAUGAGGAUGGCUCACCUAUGGACGAAUUUGGUAUAGCAGCAGCUCUCUUGCCUUUAGCAACAGCAUUUUGCCGUAAACUUUGYACUGGAGUGAUUCAAUUUGCAUACACAUGUAUUCAAGAUCACCUAGUUUGGAAAAAUCAAUUAUUUUGGGAAUCUGCCUAUUAUUUAGAUGUUSAAAGGGACAUCAAAUCUCUUUAUUCCGACAAUAAUCUCUCAAAUCAUAAAAGAUCUUCAUCAAUGAAUCUAUCUAGUCCCCGUGAAAAUCAUAAUAAAGAUAAUAUUUUAAAUGACAGAUUUAGUCGUUCACAAGAACUAUCUGCUUUAGAAAUAGCAGCUGAACAAAUGAGGUUACGUCCAUCUAACAAUUCUGAUAAACUUAAGGAAUAUAUAUCAAGUGAAGAAUCAACACUGUACAGUCAAGCUAUUCAUUAUGCUAAUCGUAUGGUGUAUUUACUUGUUCCGUUAGAUGUAGGAGGAAAUAAUAUUAAGAGUUCUUCAAAUCAUCAAUCAUCAAACAAAAAUAUUGAUGAUGAAAGAACAUCUAACAGUAUAACAAAUAG
Molecule: messenger RNA, 1117 nt
Organism: Diuraphis noxia (Russian wheat aphid)
Lineage: Eukaryota; Metazoa; Arthropoda; Insecta; Hemiptera; Aphididae
Gene: Sbf
Product: SET domain binding factor
Cellular component (GO): cytoplasm; membrane
Molecular function (GO): guanyl-nucleotide exchange factor activity
Source: RefSeq, a predicted model, not a curated record